ACCUGGCACACUCGUCCUACCGCCCUCACUCCUGUGGGAUUCUGUGGCUGCGGCAGUGCCUUCGGCUCUGCCCUCUGGCACCUUGUGCCUUACUUUUGUGUCUAAGGGGUGGCAGAGUUGUGGGGGCUGACACGGUGUUUCCCAAAAGCUCUGGCUCUGCUCUGAGCACAAGCUUCCAUCAUGGCCACACCUCCCAGCACAGUUUCUGGGGCAGCGGCUGACAGGCGUGCCCUGGACACCCGCUACUGCUUACGCUCCACGCUGGAGAAGAACAAGCAGAACCUCCGCGACCUGACAGAGAAAUACCUCACGUCCAGAGCUACUGCUUCCUUCCCGGCCAACCACCUGCAGAAACAUGAGUGUGAGCAGUACAGAGACCUCAUUGCAUCCGUGCUGGAGGAGAAGCCUGACUCAGAGAAGACGCAGUCCGCUGCAAGGCUGGGAGAACAAGAUUCCCCAGUUCAGGCUCAGGUUGGAGAACUGGCCCACUUGCGACAAAAGCUACAGGAAGGGUGGGGUGCCUGUCACCUCUUUGCCCAGCAUAUGAGGAACACAACCAAGGCUUUUGAGGGCCUCGUCAGGAGCACUGGCAUUGCCAGCCACCACGGACAGAGACUCUGUGAGCAGUUGGUCCGAGCGAGCCAGCUGGCAGACAGCCUUGGCAGAAAACUCACUUCAGAGAAUCACAAUGAUAAAAAUUACAGAGACAGACAAGAGACACUGGCCCAAAGGGAGGACCAAGAUCAGAUAUUGAACCAAGUGCUGGAGGACUCAUUAGAUGAACGGUACUUGACUCCCUCUGGCCAGCAGAACUCUGCACAACCUUCCAGUAGCCAUACUGUCCUGACUGAUGUACAAACCACCCCUGCUGGGGAUGCAAGCCAAGAUGAGAUCCAAAUAGUGCGGCAUCAGCUCAAGCAAGCCAUGGUCAUCAAUGACUGCCUGAGACACAGAAUGCAAUUCCAUCUAAGCACCCUGAACAGAGACAAUGGUACAAAAGGAUGCACCUCCAACCUGUACUGGCAGAUCCUGGAUUCCAUUGUUCAGUUGUAUGAUGAAAACAGAGUCCUGCGGGAAAAAUAUGAGAGACUCCCUGUUUCUAGUAAUCCUGUCUCCAGAGGUAAUAACUAAUGUGGAAAGUAUGAAAUGUCCUUA
Molecule: messenger RNA, 1155 nt
Organism: Ochotona princeps (American pika)
Lineage: Eukaryota; Metazoa; Chordata; Mammalia; Lagomorpha; Ochotonidae
Product: neuroblastoma breakpoint family member 6-like protein
Exons: 9
Coding region: 181-1131 (316 amino acids)
Source: RefSeq, a predicted model, not a curated record